Messenger RNA from Dibothriocephalus latus, 165 nucleotides. NCBI's taxonomy places the organism in Eukaryota, Metazoa, Platyhelminthes, Cestoda, Diphyllobothriidea, Diphyllobothriidae. The record is from the annotation of a GenBank genome assembly.
AUGGCCGAAUACCUCCCGUUUAAGGAACUUUUUGAGCAUCUGUCUAAAUAUGUGAAGGAUGAAGAGCAGUGUUGGAAACACUGCAUGCGCAUCAAACGAUGUGUUCGAAACCAGGAGGAGUGUGGUGGCUAUGGAAAGGAUCAGCGAUACUUCGAAGGUGAGUAA